This is a messenger RNA of Prinia subflava (tawny-flanked prinia), 4431 nucleotides long. RefSeq names its product TUB like protein 1 (gene TULP1). Gene Ontology annotation, cellular component: cilium. Lineage: Eukaryota; Metazoa; Chordata; Aves; Passeriformes; Cisticolidae. Gene Ontology annotation, molecular function: actin filament binding. The record is from RefSeq and is a predicted model, not a curated record. Gene Ontology annotation, biological process: protein localization to cilium. The transcript has 10 exons. The coding region runs from base 248 to 1393 and encodes 381 amino acids.
ACCCCGGGGUGACAGCGGGACCGCCACCCCGGGGUGACAGCCCGAGCCCUCCUCGCUGACCGCGGGGCUGACGGCCCCCGCUGCCAAAGGACCUUGUGUCGGCUGAUGCCGUGGUCACCUCUGGGCAGAGCCGGCAGAGGAUGAGGAUGAUGAUGAAGAGGAAGAGGAGGUGGAGAAUAAAAACCCGCCGAAAAAGCUCAAGAAGAAGCUUCCCAAAGAGCCCCUCUCAGGCGGGGGGGAGAAGAAGAUGAAGCCGAAGGAAGACAAGAGUGACCCUGACAGCAAAGCCAAAUCUGCCAAAAGCACCAAGAAGGAGCCAAUGUCCAUGUUCCAGGUGAAGAAGGAGAAGAAAAGCAAGAAGAAAGCUGCCACCAGCAGUGAUGAGGAGGAUGAUUCCGACUCCAGCACCAAACCCAUUAGGUCAGAGAAGAAGAAAAACCCAGCAUCCCUCUUUCAGACUGGUGGGGACCCCCCAAAAGAGAAAAAAUCCAAAAAGAAAGUUCCUCCCAAAGGGGUUGAGAGUGAGGAGGACACCCCGGAGACCCUGCAGAAAAACUCCAACAAGAAGGGGAAAGCAAAGAAAUCAAAGAAGCAGAAGGAGGAGAGGCCCCCAUCCCCUGUCAUCGAGGUGGACAACCUGGAGGAGUUUGUGCUGCAGCCAGCGCCACAGGGGGUGACGGUCAAAUGCCGGGUGACACGGGACAAGAAGGGCAUGGACAGGGGCCUUUACCCCACCUAUUACCUUCACUUGGACAAUGACAAGAAGGUGUUCCUCCUUGCUGGGAGGAAGCGUAAGAAGAGCAAAACCUCCAACUACCUCAUCUCCAUCGACCCCACUGACCUGUCACGGGGUGGAGAGAACUUCAUCGGGAAGCUGAGGUCCAACCUGAUGGGCACGAGGUUCACCGUGUUCGACAACGGCGCCAACCCCGACAGGGCCAACGCCGACUGGUCCAACGUGCGCCAGGAGCUCUCAGCCGUGGUCUACGAGACCAAUGUUUUAGGGUUCAAAGGCCCCCGGAAGAUGACUGUGAUCAUCCCAGGGAUGAACGCUGACUGUGAGCGGGUGCCCAUCCGGCCCCGGAACGAUAACGAUGGGCUCCUGAUGCGAUGGCAGAACAGGAACAUGGACAACGUCAUCGAGCUGCACAACAAAGCCCCCGUUUGGAAUGAUGAGACCCAAUCCUACGUCCUCAAUUUCCAUGGCCGGGUCACCCACGCCUCCGUCAAAAAUUUCCAGAUUGUGCACAGCAGUGACCCCGACUACAUCGUGAUGCAGUUCGGGCGUGUGGCGGACGACGCCUUCACCAUGGACUACAACUACCCCCUGUGCGCCGUGCAGGCCUUCGCCAUCGCCCUCUCCAGCUUUGAUGGGAAGCUGGCCUGCGAGUAGCACCCGCCCCAGGGCUGCCUGCAGGGCCCCAGGAUGUUCCUGCAUCCCUGUUCUGCUCCCUGCGUUUCCACCUUCUUGCAGUCACGGUUGUUCCUGGGGUGGUUCAAGGUGCCUGGUGCCCACUGAGUGCCGUGGGAUGCUCGCCCACCCUCUCUAGGCAAAUCUGGGGCAAAUUGCUGGGCUGGGGUGAUGGCAGAGCCGGGCUGGAGGUUAUUCAUGUUCAGCAGAUGAGGCUGACUGCAAACCCUGUCUCGUCCCUUUGGACUCAGAUCCUGGAAACUCAUCCCUCCCCCCAGCUUUUUUUGGCCUUUUGUUUUGGUUUGGUUUUUGGGGGUUUUUUUGGUUGAUUGUUUGUUAUGGUUUGUAUCUUUACACUCAGUCUGCCAGUGAGAAGGGGGCAGGGUGGUCUCCUCACUUUGUGUUUCCUCAUCCCUGCCCACGUGCAGGUGGGCUCUGCCUAAGCUCCCAGCUAAAGACCCCCCUCCCAGCUCAUUGCCCACCAGGCACAAAGCCCCUCUUUUGCCCCAUUUUGCCCUGCUGUGAGUGGAUGGCUGAUGCCCAUGGCGUUUGUACCCACUGGGUCUCCCCUCACUGCCCAGAAAACGCUGGGGAUUGGGUCCCCAGAAGCAGCCUGGCACUGGCAGCGCACAGGCACGUGCCCAGGGGUGACAGUGCCAGCAGAGCAGGGCUGGCAGGCACGUGAGGCAGAGCUUGCGUUGCUGGCAGGUGGCCCAGCUGGGUCAACGCUGCCAGGAGAGACCUGGAAGAGAAAACUCAGGGUGCACCAGGAAGCAGUGGAGUGACUCAUGAGGUGUGGUGCUGAGUCACGGUCAGCACCCAGACGGGCCCUGCUGAGCUCCCCGUGCCCUCAGCUCUCACUGCCCCUUUACUCUGUGAUGCCCCUCCCGAUCUCACUGCCCCAGGUGUCCCCACAGCCACCUCACCAGUGCUCUCUGUUCAUGAGGGGUGGUGGACAGAAGGUGCCAUCCCGUCUCAGGCUGGUGGGGAGCUGCAGGGAGUCGUUGGGAAGGGGAGAUGCUGAAGACAGGCAGCUCACUGGGACCAGGACUGCUCAUGCCCCCAGUUUCACCAGUUAUGGGGUGAGGAUUUGGCUGCACAAACAGUCCCAAAUCUGAUGAAUUCAGUGGUGAGAAAAACGGGGACAUGCCAAGGAGCCCUGAAACACCGUCCUCAGCUCUCUGGUCUUGUUUCUCCCACCUGCUCAGCUCAUGCACGGGCUCCAGAACCAUGUGGGAUUCCCUUCCCAGGACACAGAGGGGUUGUUCCCCCAUUCUGGGGUGUUAUGAGCCCCCCAAGUUAAUGCAGCUGAAAGGCUGAGGAGCAGAUGGAUGAGAUGGAUGAGAUUGUGCAAGAGGGAUGCUCAUCCUUUCUGGGCAGUGUCGCAACAUCACCAUGGCCUGGCCUGUCUGCAUAGAGCUGAGGACAAUGACAGUGACAGGGGGACCACGAGCUGCUGCUGGGCCACUGGUGGACAUCUGCCCCAGUGGCUUUGCAGAUGGGAGUGGAGAUUUUCCCCGGCUGUACGAAUCUGGGCUUCGUGGUUCAUGGGCAGAUGCUCGUGGCGGGGCAGGCAGAGGUGGACAGCUUGGGGACAAGCCAGCCCAUGUGGGACAUCAUCCAUUACCCACGCAGUGAGCUCAGAGAACAUCUUGUGAGCCAAAGGGAGAACCAGCCACAGCAGUUUGGGGCCAGCAUCCCUGUCGGGGUAUGGCCAGCAAAUGUGGGGAAAGCAAGAGCUUUCUGCCCAAAUCCAGUCACAAACCCAACAUCUGUUUGAAAUCGGGACGAGCUCAGCUAACGCUUGAGCUAAUACUUGUCCCCAUUUCCUCCAGUGCGAGGAGAAAAGAAGCAGCAGGGUGAGAGAGAGAGGGGUUUGGGCUCCCCAGGUUCUGUCUGCUGUUAUCCCAGCUGCUCCCCAGGUUGAUUCUCCCUCCCCUCACCCAAAACGUUUCCAUUUGCCCAUUGCUGCUUGCAAACCCUUCAGGUUUCCUGCCCUGUCACCCACAGCAGAGCAGAAUCCCUGCCAUGGGUGUCCCAUGCGGUGUCACCCAAUCUCAGAGCAGCCAUGCAUGGGCCGCCCAUCCAGAACCCCUUUGACAAAUCCUCUAACGCAAACCAACUGCGGCAGGAGGAACAAACGAAAACAAUUUAACAGGGCGAUGGAUCCUCGGGCCCUUUGUUUGCGCUGGCUGUUAACACCAGAGGAGAUGAGGGAUGGAAGCAGUUGAAAUGUGUCUCUGCUUUGGCCGGCGGAAAGUGUGACGGAUGCGCCGGCAGACCAAUGGCUGGGGAUGCUGGGGUGUGCGUGGGUGUGAAAGGAAUGCUCGCUGCAAGAAAAGAUUAAAAAAAAAAAAAAAGAAGAAGAAGAAAGAGCCUUAUCAAUGGUGUUUGAGUCCAAAGUGUGUGUGUGUGUGUGUGUUCUUUGGAGAAAGGGUUUCCUCAGUCCCCAGGGAUGAUGUUUGCCCUGCAGUGUGAGACUUUGAGGUUUCUGCAGCUUCAUUUUAGGGGUGCAGGCAUUGGGCUGGUGCUGCAGGCAUGGACUUAACCCCACAAAGUGCUCAUGCAGGGGCACAAGCGGUGACUGUCAUCGGCUCCCCAAGGGGACCUCCUGGGAAAUGCAUUUUAUUUUUGCAGAGAUGCUUAUAAGGCAAAGGGGAGGAAAAAAAUAAGUCCCACCUUGCUGCUGAGCAGCACAUCCCAGCCAGGACCAGUGUCACUGCAGUGCUGGUGGCUCUCUGUGCUUCAUCCCCAUCCCCUGCUGAUGGGUGGAAAGAUGCUGGUCCAGAGCUGAGCAGGGAGGUGGAAGUGGGGCUCUCCUCCAACUACUGGCUUCUCCCUCUUCUGCAGAUUUCUGGGGUUUGGGGGGCUCCACGCACCCAGUUCUGAGCCCUGCUCUCUUGCAGGGCUGACAGAUAUUUCCAUGGGUUCCAAACGCCCCACGGGGCAGGCCAGCCUGAGGAGGGAAGGGCUGGUACAUCCCGGGGUGUGUGGGAGGGAGAGCAGCACUGGGAGCCUCC